This is a messenger RNA of Fomitiporia mediterranea MF3/22, 1083 nucleotides long. Its product is annotated as Clavaminate synthase-like protein. Bases 1 to 1083 code for a protein of 360 amino acids. The record is from RefSeq and is a predicted model, not a curated record. The transcript has 4 exons. Gene Ontology annotation, molecular function: dioxygenase activity. NCBI's taxonomy places the organism in Eukaryota, Fungi, Basidiomycota, Agaricomycetes, Hymenochaetales, Hymenochaetaceae.
AUGCCCGGUCUAACCCUCCCGCCUUUCCCGGAUAACAUCCCUACUCAUCCUCUGUUGGUUAUUGACUAUGAGCUUCUGAAGUCGGGAGAUUCAGAGGAGAUUGGUAAGCUAUGGAAGGCUGCGACGGAGUUGGGAUUCUGGUAUCUGAAAAACCACGGGGCGAACCACGAAGUUGAAGAGAUGUUUGAGAUGGGUGCUGAGACGUUAAGCCUCCUACUUGAAGAGAAAAUGAAGUUCGUUCAGACUAGUGAACUCAACUUCUUUGGAUACAAAACGUUGGGAGCAACUGCAACGAAUGCGCAUGGUAAUCCCGACAGUUAUGAAGCUAUUAAUAUCUCGAAGGAAGAUGCUCUGGCGUAUCCCGACGUAAUCAAUCGUACUUAUCCAUCUACAGUUAAUGUGCGAAUGCGCUCGACUAUCACUCCGUUCGUGAAGAAGUCAAUCGAAGUCAUCGGUACCAUGUAUUCAAUCUUCGAAAAGCAACUUGGUCUCCCGGAAGGUACGCUACUCGCGCUUCACGCACCCAUGGAAAAGAGUGGUUCCGAGUGCCGAGUCAUCAGGACACCGCCCAAGCAUAUGAAUAUGGAUAACGCACUGAAUAAGGACAAAGUAUCACUCGGUUCGCACACGGACGUCGGUUCACUUUCGUUCCUUCAUAAUCGUCUCGGUGGACUAGAGGUCCUUCCUCCGAAUAGUCCAGAAUGGCAGUAUAUACUACCAAUUCCUGGUCAUGCUAUCUGCAACGUCGGAGAUUCGCUCUCCGUAUUCUCUAGUGGAAUCUUACGCUCGAACAUGCAUCGCGUUGUUCCGCCACCGGGCGAACAAGGCGCAUUUCCACGCUGGUCUCUAGUAUUCUUUUCGCGCCCGUCGAGUCGUGUACUCCUUAGAGCCCUGGAGGAAAGCAAUAUGGUGAAGGAACAACUCAGUCACUUGACACCCGAGGAGAAGGCAAAAUAUAACCCAGGAGUGACGCAAGGUGAAUGGUACGCUAGAAGAAAGGGUUACUCUAUGCUCAAGAAUAGAACGGGGCCUGAGACUUACAUCGCGAGUAGGGGUAUGGAACACAAACCGACCUUUGAAUAA